This is a messenger RNA of Microcebus murinus (gray mouse lemur), 4205 nucleotides long. The record is from RefSeq and is a predicted model, not a curated record. NCBI's taxonomy places the organism in Eukaryota, Metazoa, Chordata, Mammalia, Primates, Cheirogaleidae.
AGAUCAAGAGAUUUACGAUUCAGAGGAAGUAGAAGAGGGAAAUUGUAGCUAAAGAAACACAAUGGCUCAGCAGGUUGGGAAGGUCAAAUAUCAAGAAUGCAAGUAAAGAAGUUAAUUACGUCUGGACAAUGACUGCGAGGAUUUCUAAUGGAGAAAGGCGAGAGAGAAACUCUUAGGGCUUCAAUCAGUGAAUCAUCUGCAUUGCGCAGAACAUAAUGGAACGGCGAUUUUCCGUAGAAUCUCAAACUUUGCCCGAGGCAUUCCGAAUCCCGAACUUUGCCUGAGGGCAUUCCCUGAAAACAAGAACUGUGCAGUUUCCCGUGGGAAGCUGCUGAGGAGCAUCCUGUUCAGAAGUGAGGACGUCGAGGAACACUGCAAUAUGCAGACUAACAUAGCAGGAAAAAAGAGUUAAGUAGCCACAUAUCGUUCUCCUUAAGUCCCUACCACCUGAUUUUUAAACUGCCUCAGAAUACGGAACCCUUGUUAGUUUGGCCGGGUUUCUCCGCCCUGGCGUGAACUCGGGCAUUUAACGAAGACAACCUUUGCUAACACGAGCGGGAGGAGCCGAGUGGAAGAAUGGUGGGCGUGGUCAUCCCGGAGCGGCUGGAGGCCGCGCCCCCUUCCCACAGUGCACCGCAGCCGCUGCCAGCGUGAGUGCCUUCCUAGUCGGCCCCGGCCGGGCUCGGAGUACAGACCCGCCAUGGAUGGGCUCCGAGCUAGCGCAGGGCUGUUGAGGCGCGGGCGGCCGAGGCGCCGACGCCAGCCCCAGCCACACAGCGGGUCGGUCCUGGCCCUAGCCUCGAGGCCCAGGAAGAUACGGAGGCAGCUGAGAAGAAGUGUUGCGUCCCGCAUGGCAGCGCUGAGGGCCCGGACGCUGCCGAGCGAAGACUCGGAGGACUCGAGGGUGGAGUCCACGGCCGACGAUCCGGGGGACUCCCUGCCUGGCGGGACAGCGGCGGUGGCCGCCAUCCCGGACGCGGCCCGGCGAGAGCCUUACGGCCACCUGGGGCCUGCAGAGCUGCUGGAGGCAGCGCCUGCCACGCGCUCCCUGCAGACCCCGCCGGCGCGCCUGGUGCCUGCUUCGGCGCCGCCGGUGCGCCUGGUGGAGGUGCCCGCUGCGGCGGCCCGCGUGGUGGAGAACUCGGCUUUGCUGUGCACAGCCCAGCACUUGGCGGCCGCCCCACAUUCCGGAGCCCCUGCGACGCUGUCGGGGCCGGAGGUGGAUAGCACGGGUGGGGAGCUGUCCUGCGACAACCCCCUGCAGCGCGUCUUGGCGGAGCUGAACCGCAUCCCCAGCAGCCGGCGGCGCGCGGCACGCCUCUUUGAGUGGCUCAUCGCUCCGAUGCCGCCGGAUCAUUUCUACCGGCGCCUAUGGGAGCGGGAGGCGGUGCUGGUGCGGCGGCAGGAUCGCACCUACUACCAGGGCCUUUUCUCUACCUCCGACCUGGACUCGAUGCUGCGCAACGAGGAGGUGCAGUUCGGGCAGCAUUUGGACGCCGCGCGCUACGUCAACGGACGGCGCGAGACCCUGAACCCGCCGGGUCGCGCACUGCCGGCUGCUGCGUGGUCCCUCUACCAGGCUGGCUGCUCCCUGCGCCUCCUCUGUCCGCAGGCUUUCUCGACCACAGUGUGGCAGUUUUUGGCUGUGCUCCAAGAGCAGUUUGGAAGCAUGGCAGGCUCCAACGUUUACCUCACGCCCCCCAAUUCGCAGGGCUUUGCCCCCCACUACGACGACAUCGAAGCUUUUGUGCUGCAGCUGGAAGGUAGGAAACUCUGGCGUGUCUACCGACCCCGGGUUCCAACUGAGGAACUGGCCCUGACAUCUAGCCCCAACUUCAGUCAGGACGACCUCGGUGAGCCAGUGCUGCAGACCGUGCUAGAACCUGGAGAUUUGCUCUAUUUUCCUCGGGGCUUCAUUCACCAAGCUGAAUGCCAGGAUGGAGUCCACUCUUUGCACCUCACCUUGUCCACUUACCAGCGCAAUACCUGGGGUGACUUCCUAGAGGCUGUACUGCCUCUAGCUGUGCAGGCUGCAAUGGAAGAAAAUGUGGAGUUUCGGAGGGGUCUUCCCCGAGACUUUAUGGAUUACAUGGGGGCCCAGCAUUCUGAUUCUAAGGAUCCGCGAAGAACCGCUUUUAUGGAGAAGGUCCGGGUCUUGGUUGCCCGGCUGGGACACUUUGCUCCUGUGGAUGCUGUGGCUGACCAGCGAGCCAAAGACUUCAUCCAUGAUUCUCUGCCCCCUGUUUUGACUGAUAGGGAGAGGGCACUAAGUGUUUACGGGCUCCCAAUUCGCUGGGAGGUUGGAGAACCCGUAAAUGUGGGGGCCCAGUUGACAACAGAAACAGAAGUCCACAUGCUUCAGGAUGGGAUAGCUCGUCUGGUGGGUGAGGGAGGCCAUUUGUUUCUCUAUUACACAGUGGAAAACUCCCGUGUUUAUCAUCUGGAAGAGCCCAAGUGCUUGGAAAUAUACCCCCAGCAAGCUGAUGCCAUGGAACUCUUGCUUCGCUCCUACCCAGAGUUUGUAAGAGUAGGGGACCUGCCCUGUGACAGUGUGGAGGACCAACUUUCCUUGGCAACCAUGUUAUAUGAUAAAGGGCUGCUGCUAACCAAGAUGCCUCUAACCUAAACUACUUUCUUGUGAAUUGCUGGAAACAAGGCAGUAGUGAUUCUCUCCUACCACUGCCACUAUCUUUUUUUAAAUUCAUGUUCUUACCUUGAUAAUCAUCAGUGUGCUCACAUUUACCUUUAUGGCUUCUUCAAUGUCACAAACCUCAGACGGUCUUCUAGAAAGAACCACCUCAUCUAGUUGGAAGAAACUUCCCCAAAUCUGGCAAGUGAAUAUUCUGAUGGUUGCUGGAAAAGUGCCUGUUGUACCAGAAAGAGCACUGGACUUGGAGCCAGAAGACCUGGGUUUGGGGUGGUAGCUGGUAGGCAGCUGGCUGAGUGACCUGAGGCUGCUGCUACGAUUGGGUACACAGAUUUUGUUCUUGCAUACCUAACUCUGUUUCCUGAGAUGAUAAAGAAUGGCUAUUAAAAGUUAUGUAUAUAUUACUAUUCUGACUUUAAUUUUCCCAGACCAAUCUCAAAUGCUAUUUUUAUGAUUCUACUAUGAGUAUUCCUGCAACAUCAGCUCAUUAAAUGACCUGUCCUAGGAAAAAGGAGGGCAGAUGUCCUGCACCACUGGUGAGGAGAGUGCCUGUGAACCCAUAUGCUUUCCUCCCUUCCUCCUCCCAGCCCCUGGCAAGAGGUGGGCAGUGGAAGCCUCCAUGACUGCAGCAGGAUCCUCAGAAGAUUUUCUUUUAACAACAAUUUCAUUGAAGUAGGAUUCACAUUCUGUAAAAUUCAUUCUGUUAAAGUGUAUAAUUUGGUGGUUUUGGUGUAGUCACAGAAUUGUGCAACUAUUACCACUAUCUAAUUGUAUAAUGUUUCCUCACCCCACAUAGAAACCUCAUUAUCAUCCUUCCCUCCCUUGCCCCAACCCCUAGCAACCAUUAAUCUACUUUUUGACUCUGUGGAUUUGCUUAUUCUCAGAAUGGAGUUGGCUUAUGCAGAAGGUAGUAUAGUAAUAUUAACAAUAAUGUUUUGAGUUUGCACAGCAUUUAAUAGUUUACAAACCACCUCAUCCAAGUAUUGCCAAAGUGCCUUCCUGCAUGAAUGAUUAGUGUCUUCAUUAUAACAAAGCGGCUGGGCUUCAGAAAAUGACCUAUCAAGACUCAUUCCAGGGCUUCUCUGGGGUCCUUUCUCUAACUCUGGUAUGAGAGUUUGUGGAAGCUUCCCAUAGCUGCCAUCAUUAGCACCUCCUUUGCCUGGGCAUUGCCUACCCAGCUAUUGCCUAUCCAGGCAGCACUAGAGACAGAGGUUUGGGGCUGGUGGGAAAAAGAAUGGAUGACCACUGCUGUUAGUUCCUGCACACCAGGCCAGCCAUCUGAACAGGGAUAUUGCAAAGAAAAGAGUGGUGGGAAAUGGAAAUAUGGAAAAUGGAGUCUCUUGAAGAAUAUGCACAUUUUGUUUCAUUAAGCUCAUUUCUUGGCCACCUCCCUUCCCUCUUCCCUAUUUGUCUUACAGAAUGAGAAUGAUGUACUUGUGAAACAGAAACUUAUGACAAAGGAAGACCCUAGGGCCUGAGGCAGCUGUUUCAGGAGAUCCAGGUCGCUGUCGGAGGUGAGCUCAUCCCGGAUGUGGCUCCAGUCGUACUGCUGGCGCAA